AACCCGGGGAGGGGCGGGUAAGGAGAGUGCUGUGGCUCAAGAUAAGGGACUGGGCCCCUGGUGGGCGGCGCUUCGUGGGUUGGUUCCGCGCUAGUUGGGCCGGUACCUGGCGGCACCGCGGGUCUCAGUCCAGGCUGCUCCGGAAAUGCUUUCGGCGGGCACAAACAUGGCUGCGGCCUUGCGAGCUGCAAGCGGCCUGCUCCAGGGUCGGUUGGUGCAUGGCGGCUUGAGGACCCAUCAGCCAUGGAGGUGCCAGUUGGGUACAGCAGCAGCAGUGACCACUACCACAGAGUCAGCUCAGAGCGCUAAAAGUGCAAAGCCUGAAGUUCAACCAGAAAAGAGGAAACCCAAAACAGGAAUAUUAAUGCUAAACAUGGGAGGCCCUGAAACUCUUGGAGACGUUCACGACUUCCUUCUGAGGCUCUUCUUGGAUCGAGAUCUCAUGACACUUCCCAUUCAAAACAAGCUGGCCCCAUUCAUCGCCAAACGGCGAACCCCCAAAAUUCAAGAACAGUAUCGCAGGAUUGGAGGUGGAUCACCAAUCAAGAUGUGGACUUCCACACAAGGAGAAGGCAUGGUGAAGCUGCUGGACGAGUUGUCCCCAGACACAGCUCCUCACAAAUACUAUAUUGGAUUCCGGUAUGUGCAUCCUUUAACGGAAGAAGCAAUUGAGGAGAUGGAGAGCGAUGGGCUGCAGAGGGCUAUCGCGUUCACGCAGUAUCCACAGUAUAGCUGCUCGACCACAGGCAGCAGCUUAAAUGCCAUUUAUAGGUACUAUCAUGGGAUGGGAAAGAAGCCUACCAUGAAGUGGAGCACUAUUGACAGGUGGCCCACGCAUCCGCUCCUCAUCCAGUGCUUUGCGGACCACAUUCUCAAAGAACUGGACCAUUUUCCACUUGAGAAGAGAAGCGAGGUGGUCAUUCUGUUUUCUGCUCACUCCCUGCCAAUGUCUGUGGUCAACAGAGGGGACCCCUACCCUCAGGAGGUGGGCGCCACUGUCCACAAGGUCAUGGAAAAGCUCGGUUACUCCAACCCCUACCGACUGGUUUGGCAGUCCAAGGUUGGCCCGGUACCCUGGUUGGGGCCUCAAACAGAUGAGGCCAUCAAAGGGCUUUGUGAGAGGGGAAGGAAGAACAUCCUUUUGGUUCCAAUAGCCUUUACCAGUGACCACAUUGAAACACUGUACGAACUGGAUAUCGAGUACUCGCAGGUUUUAGCCAAGGAGUGUGGAGCCGAAAGCAUCCGAAGAGCAGAGUCCCUUAAUGGAAAUCCGCUGUUCUCUAAGGCGCUGGCAGACUUGGUGCACUCACACAUCCAGUCAAACAAACUGUGCUCCAAGCAGUUGACGCUGAGCUGUCCGCUCUGUAUAAAUCCUGUCUGCAGGGAGACUAAAUCCUUCUUCACCAACCAGCAGCUGUGACCCAGGGACCCUGUGGGAUUAGGCAAAUGCCUGACAUCUAGACUCCUCAGAUGGGAAGAGGACGCUAUUUAGAGAUGGAAGCAGAAGCCACAUCAGUGUCUGCACAACUGUGAUUUCCUGAGAAGUGGACCCUAAACCUUACCGAGAGACUUCAGUAUUCAUAUACAGUAAACGCUUAUAAUCCCUCUCGGGGUAAAUUUACUAGUUUUGGAUUUCCACAAGGACAUUGGAAAAAUGAAUUUUGAGAAUUUAUCUUGUGAGAUAUACACCUAUUUUACAUACAAAUUUUGCUUUUGUUGCCUAAAAAAACCCCUGAAAGAGUCCAGAGGGUUCGGUCUGCCCCCUCCUUGGGAUCCGUGUGACUGAGAUCUGUUUAUAGCCUCAUGCAUUUAGUUGCAGUUUUUAAAAUGAAUAUAGUUGAGUUUAUGAAAUACAGUCUGAAGAGGAAAUAUGUCCUGUCUUUUCUGUAUGUCUGUGCAUGGGAACAGAAGGCCGGUGCAGGGGGUUGGUUGCCCACCAUGGCUCUGUCUCCAGGGAGGCCACGGUUCGCUGGGCAUUGUGGUGUCUGUGUGACAGUUUCACUUUUAUCACCCCCAGCGGAAUCAAGUGCAGAUUUGGGAAGUGCUCUGUGCUUCCCCAGGAACACGAGGAUGAUGUACACCUAGAAAUCCACGUUUGUCUUAGGUGCCCUGGUAAGUCCUUGGUGCCUCAGGGAAGGGGACGUCCUGUCGCGGGGACUGUACUGCCCAGAGAACUCCCAAAGGCCAAGCUCUAAACCUGCCCCACCCGAGGCCAGGGCUGUCUUACUGGCAGCCUCUUCUGAUCUUAGUUGAAUGUCCCCUUUCUGCACAAUGAUAUAUUAUUUUAUAAAGUCAACUAUAUUUUAUAAUCCUGAAUUCUUUCUCAAUUUACAUGUUUUUAUUGGAAAAUUAUGUUUCCAUAUAGUAGGACAUUUGACAAAUACAAAGAAGAAAAAUAACCACUUGAAUACAAUAACUUAUCAUCUUAUUGUGUUUCAUGCCAGUCUUUUCCUGUGGCUAUUUUAUGUCAUUGUCACCUUGAAUUUUUGAGUGAAAAGUUAUUCUAAACUUGUAGAAAUAAUGCUAGGUCAGAUCUGAUCUUCUAUAUUUGGAAAUAAAUGGAUUAAAAAAAAAAUCUCUGAUGGAUCCAUGAAGAACUUACAAUGAUUGCUUUCUCUUUCUUCUAAGCUCUAAAACUUUGUCCUAAAAAGAACAUUUCUUUGAUUUUUUUUUUAAAAGCCAAUUCAUAAAGUGGAAGUAAUUAGGGGAUUCAUAGAUCUUUUAUUCAGGAUUUGCUUUUGAUAAAUGUUAAAGAUGUCAUUAGGAUUUUA
Octodon degus (degu) is the source of this 2771-nucleotide messenger RNA. RefSeq names its product ferrochelatase (gene Fech). The transcript has 11 exons. Gene Ontology annotation, biological process: heme biosynthetic process. NCBI's taxonomy places the organism in Eukaryota, Metazoa, Chordata, Mammalia, Rodentia, Octodontidae. The record is from RefSeq and is a predicted model, not a curated record. Gene Ontology annotation, molecular function: protoporphyrin ferrochelatase activity. The coding region runs from base 146 to 1420 and encodes 424 amino acids.